AUGGUGCAAUAUGGCCUCAUCGGAGACUCGAGCCUGUACUGCAAGAACGGCAAGAAGGUGAGGCGGAUUGGGUCCCAACUGCAACAACAGUUGGGAACCAAGAACCUUUGGUAUCACGCCGUCCCCAACGCCGGCGUACAAGAGAUCCUCCAGAUGCUGAAGGUCAAAGCUGCCUGGCAAGAGCUGAUGGAGUUGGUGGAGGACAAGGCUGAGAGGGUGGUGUUCGUGGUGGGGGGCAGCUCCAGGAAGUACGCCGCGCACUGGGAGCUCACCUCCCAGUACGACAAGAAUCUAGCCCAAGUGAGGAGCUGGAUUCGGCAGCGUCAUGUCGUGCACGACCUGGAUCGACAGCUGUGGGGAUGGCCGCUUUGCCCAGACGGGAUGCACUGGGAUGCUGAAGUGGAGGAGGAACUCUGUGACACCUGGACGGAGCUCCUCAACCCGCC
This is a messenger RNA of Symbiodinium sp. CCMP2456, 446 nucleotides long. Lineage: Eukaryota; Dinophyceae; Suessiales; Symbiodiniaceae. The record is from the annotation of a GenBank genome assembly.